AUGCCUAACCAAAUUACCGAUGACAUCGUGGUCAUCGACAGGUGGAUUGUUUCCAUCCCCGACCGCAAGGUCGUCUCUUCGUUUGCUGCAAAACGCCAACUGUCGCAAGCUAACUACCGCAAACUGGUUGCCAUCGAGCCCGUCGAUUUGACCCGCUUCACCACCACUUUUCACACCGUGGACUCCCCCGAGUUAUUCCAGCACAUCGAUCUGCAUCCACACGAGUUUGCCGUUCUGCCCAAUGGGGAUGCUGUGCCCAGAUCGUCCGUGGCGUAUAGGAGGGCUGACAAAUCUAAGUGCAAUCUGUUCACCAGGAUGUCCCACCGUGUCAGCACUGGCGGCCGGCGCGUCGUCUACUUGGUCCCCGCAGAGCAGCACCAGUAUCCCGAUGUGGACAUGCGGGAUGUGCCCACCCAAGGCUUCAAGGCCAAGAACACCUCCUUGUUUGUCCAGCUCAUGGCCCUCGAUACUAUCAGGUUCGACAUCGAAAGCGACUUCGCAGUCGUCAAUGCCGGCAUGCAACCGGGCACCCUCCACGCCUGGCAACACCACGCCGUGGAUUACCUCCAAAAGUGCUAUGAGAAGGCCCGUGCCCGGGGUUCUCAGUUCCCUGGGCGGGACUUCCACCGGGGCACGUCAUCCAUAGUCAAGCUCUACGAGCCCACGACAUUGACCUUGUACGGCAACCGCCUGGGCAAGGCAUUGUACAUACUACAGCACUGCACCGAGCUGUCCCCGUUCCAGGAGCUGCUGUCACGCACCAAUUUCCAGCCCUUCGGAAACGACCCCGGUGCCGCCCUGGACCGGUACCCUGGUCUGAUUUGCGACGCACUGGCGGGCACGCGCGGUGCCGAGCUGGUCGUCCGGUGGGUGUAUACCAUGGCCUACGAGUUCGAGGCCUGGACGACAACAGACGUCCUUUUGAUGGCCCGCACCGCCAUGUCCUACAGAGAGAUGCUGGACUCCAUCAAGAUGUUCAUAAAGUUUUCAGCGUUCGCCAACGACCGCUGCGACCCCAAUGAGUUGGCCGAGUUAUUCAGCGCCGAGGACCCUGGAGAAGAUACCUUGUGGCACCGAGUGGGGCGGCUGUACACCGAGGUGGUGAAGCAGUGCACGAUUGACGCUUCCACAAACGUGGUCUGGAACAGCUCUACCCAGGAGGUCAUGGUGAACAACAGGGCCAUCUCUCUCAGCGGUAUCGCAGAGAUACUGUCUAGCAUUGGGCUCGAAUUCAACGAGUGUAUCGCUGCACUCUCCGAGCACCUCAGCUUCGGGUCCGUCAGCGACGUGUACCUUGACACUUUGGGAAACCCCGAGUCCGAUUUCACCGGAGAUCGGAAAAAUACCUAUUUUGUGGACACAUUCAAGAAGGAGACCUUCUUCCACCACCAGAUGUACUGGAGGAACCCCGCAAGCGCGGCCAAUGCCGAGGUGGUCACGGUGGUCCGCAGCACCAUCUCCCGGAUAACCCGGGCCCUUCUGGUAGAAUGCUGGCUGAGUCCCGGCAUGCCCCUUCGGUUCCCCGAGCUCAGCACAAUUACCUUCUCGGGCCCGGAACGAAACGUCUACGCGGACGGCGGCGGGCGCAUGCUCUACUUUCUUACAACGUACAACAAGAAUAAGCAGUACGGCCACCGUCUGUCCUUUCUGGACGCCGCGGCAUCCGCUAAGCUCCUGUGGUUUAUACUCAUCCUGCGGCCGUUCACGAUUGAACUGCUCAAAGACGAGCUGGCGCAGUUCAAAGGCGACAUGUACCUGAGGCACGCAGAGGACACCGUGUAUGGGCAGGACGUGUUAGAGGCUGGCGGGGACAGCUCCGAAGACGAAAACGUCCCAGUGUUCAACCAUGCCAGGCGGCUGACAGAGAGAGUCCAACUGCUGGCAGCGUCCAGCGGUGCUGCCACGGUGGGCGCGGCGGUCCUGAAGGAGUUUCUGUGGGUGGACAUCGAGCACCACAGACUGCUGGGCCUCAACCAGUUCAAUACCGAGCUAAUGCGGCACCCGCGGAAGGGGACACGGUACGGCAUGACCAUCCGGCUGAUGCGGCAGGCGCUGGCCUCGCUGUGGAAGAACGCAGUGCACGAGGUCGGCAAGGUGGAGCUGAUUGCCAAGGGGUUCGGCCACAAUGCCCUUACCCACCUGAACAUCUACGGGUUCAACCGCGACUCGGACGUGAACUCGGGCGCCCAGGAGGACACAUUUGUCGAGGUCCGCAAUCUGAGCGCGCGGUUCAUGGCCGCGGUUGACCCCGAACGCCUGCAGCGGUACCGCAGCCACUUCACCACCCGGGCCAAGCGGCGCAGAAUUGAACACCAGCCCGGCCCUGUCUGCGGCGUCGAGGAGCUGUUUGCGGCGGGGAGGCGGUUCCUGAACUGCCCGGACUUCGACUUCCGCAAUCGCGACCAGCUGCUGUUCACCACAAACGUGCUGUUUUCGCGCUACCGCGCUCUGGGACUGCAGGCUGCUACUGCGUUCGGAAAGUCCCUGACCUUUUUGCUGCCCAUGAUGUUUCGGGCGGCGGAGAGACCCAACCAGUAUCUACAUUUUAUAGGUGUUCCAUACGAGGCGCUGAAGCGCGCAACAGUCAAGAAAGUGGCACAGACCGGGUUGCGGGUGGCGCUGGUCACAGAGCUGCUGAGACCAGCACCGCUCCAGUAUAUCCGCGACACAGACGUCUUUGUCGGGUGCUGGGAGACGUUUGCUGAGCCCCAGCUGGUUGCAUUGUUUCGAAACUGGGACAGCGUCGCAGGCAGUGCCAAGACACUGGGCUACUUUGUGUUUGACGAGGCACACACGCUCUUUUUCGACUCGACAUACCGCCCUCAGCUUAACGAGGUGCGGGCGCUCGGGUGGGAGAACUGGGAAAAGGUCUUGUUUCUGUCCGCGACAAUGGACGCCGGUCUGUUCCAGACGAUUGCAGAGGACCGCAGGCUGCCCGACUACAUGAUCAGUCAGCGGUACUUCAUGAACGCCGUAAAGGAGGUGCCGAACGCGCAGAUGAGAGUUGAUUGCAUCUGGCGCAAGCGGAGCAUGAUAGUGGACGAUGUUCGGCGGUUGAUCCAUGCGUUCCUGACCGGCGUCGCAGAGGGCAAGGCCGUCUUCUUCUUUGGAAACAAGAAGACAAUGGCAAAGGCGUACCGGGGGUUCCGUUCCAACGAGAGGGUAGUCCAGGUGUCAGCGUCCGAAAGCGAGGAGCACAGGCGUAUGGUAUUUGAGAUGUUUGAGGAUGGCCGCUCUUUACAGCGCGUGAUCCUUGGAACAAAGCUGAUAUCGAACGGUCUGGACUGCCCGUCAGUGCGGUUCGUGUGUCUCGUCGAUUUCCGGAUGAACGCUGUGGACUAUCUGCAGAUGGUUGGGCGGAUCCGCGGGCACGGGUACAUCCGGGUGCUGUACAGCGGCACUGGCGGUGUGCCUCUCGAAACCACCUCGCGCGGGAGGAACUUCCCUCUACUGAAUUUCCGGGAGUGCAUCACAGAACAGAUCGCCCGGUACUACGGCCUGGAGGGCACUUCUCACGCGCGGUGCUGUGGCGAGGGCACGGACGAUGAGUGGACCAGAGAGAUCCGCGCCAGGCUGGACGCCGGAGGCACUCCCGAUGUGUCUGCGUCAGAGAGCGGAGGGGAGACGGACCCCGCGACGGUCGGACCGCUGGAAGAGAAGCUGCAGGGUCGGGGCUUUCUACACCUUGUCCUUGGCGCGGGAUACGAACAUGCGGUGCAGGGCGUGCUACUGGGCCUAAACGUCGUAGCAGUGCUGAGUUGGCGGUUCAACCCGUCGACCCGUCUGUGCCGCGAGUGCUGGGGCCUGCGGCACGAGUCCGAUCCCUGUCACCCGCUGAAGAGGGAGCUGUUGACGCUGUCCGCGGAGAUCCUGCUGGUGCUGUACGUGGCGCAGGAUAAAAAGUUCGAGGAGUUUGCUCGGUUACUCGAGCAGCGCGGGUCGUACGACUUCGUUCUGGACAUGCUGCAGGACGAGGGCCUGCUCCGGCGGAGGUUACUGGUGUUUGUCCAAAAGUGCAAACUGGGGUUCGGGAAUGUUGUGUUUAAAGAAGGGGCGGGGUGCUACACACUGGCCACUUUCAGGCUGUUUUUUGCCUUCUUGCUGCACAAGAAGGUGAAUGUGGCCGUAUUGUUGAAGAAACAGGCAGUGGUAGCAUCUCCGGCGCUAUUCUCGAACCUCGACAACUACGUCGGGAAACUCUUCCACGACACGGCCACUGUCGCUGCACUGAGCGCAGGGGAACUGACACACCAGAAGGUGGAGGUGCUGGGCGCACUUGAGACGUGGGUGGGCAACAACCAGCGGGAAUGCCCCCAGCUGUACACUCUCAUUAAAGGGCGGGCGCACACCGGUGUGUUUGUUUCUUUGGUUGUGGUCCGUGUUCGAGUUUGGGCUGACCCGGGUCCUGGGGCCAUGCAGCGUGGAUGCAACGGGGAUGCCGCAAUGGAGGCUGUUUCCUCUGUUCUUCCGCAACAUGGUGCGGACCGUGACUGUUGA
This is a messenger RNA of Huiozyma naganishii CBS 8797, 4497 nucleotides long. RefSeq lists its product as uncharacterized. Gene Ontology annotation, molecular function: nucleic acid binding; ATP binding. Gene Ontology annotation, biological process: mitochondrial large ribosomal subunit assembly. Gene Ontology annotation, cellular component: mitochondrion. NCBI's taxonomy places the organism in Eukaryota, Fungi, Ascomycota, Saccharomycetes, Saccharomycetales, Saccharomycetaceae. The transcript has a single exon. Bases 1 to 4497 code for a protein of 1498 amino acids. The record is from RefSeq and is a predicted model, not a curated record.